Messenger RNA from Aspergillus wentii DTO 134E9, 1071 nucleotides. RefSeq names its product dihydroorotase. Bases 1 to 1071 code for a protein of 356 amino acids. Lineage: Eukaryota; Fungi; Ascomycota; Eurotiomycetes; Eurotiales; Aspergillaceae. The record is from RefSeq and is a predicted model, not a curated record. Gene Ontology annotation, biological process: 'de novo' pyrimidine nucleobase biosynthetic process; pyrimidine nucleotide biosynthetic process. Gene Ontology annotation, cellular component: cytoplasm. The transcript is spliced from 3 exons. Gene Ontology annotation, molecular function: dihydroorotase activity.
AUGUCGUUGUCCAAAUUGCAGGGAGUCAAACUCCCCGCCUCCGCCGAUUUCCACGUCCAUCUUCGUGAUGGUGACAUGAUGGACCUCGUUACUCCUACCAUCCGGCAAGGAGGUGUCAACACUGUCUUCGUCAUGCCCAAUCUCGUGCCUCCCGUGACUACUGUCGACCGUGCUCUUGACUACCAAAGGCGCCUUCAGGCCAUUGAACCAAAUGUGAACUUCCUCAUGUCUCUGUACCUCCACGAGACCAUCACCCCCGAAGUUAUCAUCGAUGCCAAGAAGCGAGGCAUUGCCGGUGUCAAGAGUUACCCAGCAGGUGUGACCACUAACUCCUCUUCGGGUGUCGUGGACUACUCCCUGUUCUACCCCGUCUUUGCCGAGAUGGAGCGUCAGGAUAUGGUCCUCAACAUCCACGGAGAAUGCCCCUCCCAGGGUGACGUUACUAUCCUUUCGGCCGAGGAACGUUUCCUCCCAACCCUCAUCCAGAUCCACGAGAAGUUCCCCAAACUUCGAAUCAUCUUGGAGCACUGCACCACGGCAGCGGCUGUAGAGGCUGUCAAGAAAUGCGGACCCAGUGUUGCAGGAACCAUCACCGCGCAUCACUUGUCUUUGAUCGUCGAUGCUUGGGCGGGAGAUCCGUUCUGCUUCUGCAAGCCCGUCGCUAAGACCCCCGCCGAUAGAGAUGCCCUUCUCCGCGCUGCAACAUCCGGCAACCCCAAGUUCUUCUUUGGCUCCGACAGCGCACCUCACCAGGCAGCCUCCAAGCGUGGUGGCGACAAGAUUGCAGCGGGCGUGUUCACUCAACCAUACACCACCCAGGUUGUUAUCGACUCUUUCGAACAAGCUUGUGAGAACGGUAUCCUGAAGGAGGAUAACAUUACCCCUGAGAUUAUCGAGGGCUUCAUGAGCAAAUUCGGCCGUGCUUUCUAUGGCCUGGAGGAGGAAAAGAAGGAGUUCAUUACUCUCGAAAAGAAGGGUGAAAAGAUCGCAAACAUCCUGCAGUCAGAAAAUGUGGACGUCGUUCCAUUCAGACGGGACCAGAACACAUGGAGUGUGUCUUGGUCUUCAUAG